This is a messenger RNA of Racocetra fulgida, 784 nucleotides long. The record is from the annotation of a GenBank genome assembly. NCBI's taxonomy places the organism in Eukaryota, Fungi, Glomeromycota, Glomeromycetes, Diversisporales, Gigasporaceae.
AUGAAUUCACAAAAUGGUACACAAUCUAGUUCCAGAGAAGAAGUGCAAGGUUCUAGAGAAGAGAUGCAAGAUUCUAGAGAUUCUAGAAUAAAUAUGGAGGAUUCAGAUGCACGUGCUACUUAUGGAGGAGGUGCGCAAGAUUCACGAGAGAAGCUAAAUUCCAGUGAUACUGAUGAUUUUUUGAUGUCUGACAAUUUAAGAUUUGAAUUUGAAGACGAUAAUCCCAAAAUAGUGUGUUAUAUAUUAUCUGUAUCCAUUCUGUUAUUAAUAGUCAUUACUUUCGGACUCAUGUAUUAUUUUACCGAGUCUGAUUAUGUUACGGAAUAUGAUACCUCAAAGAUUCCUUUCCAAUAUCAAUUGAGCCUGAGAUAUUUAUAUGCGAUUAAUGAUCGGUAUGAUUAUGUUAUUUCAAAAUUUCCCGAUCACGAUUUUAUCCAAGAUUCCAACUUUACUACUCGCGAUGUUUACGGUGUUAGCAAUGAUAACUCCACUACAAAUUUAAAUGCAUCUAAUCCUAUUGAGCUUGGACUCCUGAUUUCACGUUCAUUAAGAAUUCUGACACCUGGCUUUUAUGAAGUUCAGGAGGAUAGAUACCUACCAAAUGGUACAACGUAUAGAGUGAUAACUGCUACUGCAUCUUAUACAAAUUUGUUUUACAUUGCCUGGGCUCCGCCAAUCACAAUUAAAUUUGUUACUUCAGAUGAGUCUUCCUAUAAUGACUUAAUAUCUUGUGAAUAUCAAUUCAUUUGGACUAUCAUCCUAAACGGUUAUGUUAAUAGAAAGU